Messenger RNA from Aquila chrysaetos chrysaetos, 4286 nucleotides. RefSeq names its product bromodomain containing 2 (gene BRD2). The record is from RefSeq and is a predicted model, not a curated record. Bases 901 to 3249 code for a protein of 782 amino acids. Gene Ontology annotation, biological process: regulation of DNA-templated transcription; chromatin remodeling. The transcript has 12 exons. Gene Ontology annotation, cellular component: chromatin; nucleus. NCBI's taxonomy places the organism in Eukaryota, Metazoa, Chordata, Aves, Accipitriformes, Accipitridae.
GGGGGCAGGCCGAGAGGCGCCAUUUCGCUGGGACGAGAGGACGGAGCGGGUCGGGCCCCGGUGCGCGCAGGGGGGCGGCCCCAAACCGGAUCCAUCCUCCGCCGGGCGGCUCAGCCCCCGCCUCCGCGCUCCCCGGAGGGCUCGCCGGACCCUCCCCGGCCUCCGUAGCGACCCCUGCCUGCGGCCAGCAGCGAGGGGGGGGCCCUCCUUUCCCUCCCUCCCCCCCCCCCCCCCCCUUCCUCCGUUCCCGUCCUCCCUCCCCUCAGGGAGCCAAGAUGGAACCCGAGCGGUGAUUUUUCCCCGGUGCAAUCCGCUGUCAUCCGUCUCCCGGAUCGCCGCGGCCCGCCUGAUUCCCGGUUUCCGCGGACGCAACCGACUUUCGGCGACGCGGAGAGGCUUGUAUUGAUCGGAUCGCGGAGGAUUUAGGAGCCCGGAGGGGGCUCCGAAGAGGGGACCCCCCCCCUACCCCCAGCCCCGCAACAGCCGCUCUCUCCUACCGCCGCCGCCACCUUUCCCGCCCCGCUACGUACCCCCCCUCCGCCCUCCACCUCCCCGCCGCCAUUUUCUCUCCGCGCCCCGUUCAUGUGAAGGCCGGUGGAUGGUCUCGCACCGCCGCCGCUCGCCGCCGCGCCCGGCUGGAGGAACCGCCGCCGCCGCCUGAGGCCCGCCCUGCCCGGGGGAGGGGAGGGGGUACCUGGCUCGUUCCCCCUCCCCGUUGUUCGGUGAUGCGCUGACGGGGGAGGGCCCCCCACCGGGCCGGUACCGUCGAACAGUUCGCCGGGCAAAGUGGGGGGGUCGUCGGAAGAGACGGCGGCGGCGGGAGGAGGAGGAGGAGGUGAAGAAGAAGAAGAAGAAGAAGAAGGACGGCCGGGAUCGCGGGCCGGGCACGCAGCCGCCGGCAUGUUGCAGAAUGUGAAUCCCCAGAGCAAGAUUCUGGGGGAGGGCAAUGCCGGGCUCAUGGGCCUGGCAACGGAAUCGACCCCCGGCAAGCGGAUCCGCAAACCGUCGCUCCUCUACGAGGGCUUCGAGAGCCCCACCAUGGCGUCGGUGCCGGCCCUGCAAUCCCCCCAGGUGAACCCACCUCCGCCGGAGGUUUCCAAUCCCAAGAAGCCCGGUCGUGUCACCAACCAGCUGCAGUAUCUGCACAAAGUGGUGAUGAAGGCUCUGUGGAAGCACCAGUUUGCUUGGCCCUUUCGUCAACCCGUCGACGCUGUCAAGCUGGGCCUGCCGGACUACCACAAGAUCAUCAAGCAGCCCAUGGACAUGGGGACAAUCAAGCGACGCUUGGAGAACAACUAUUACUGGGGGGCUGCGGAGUGCAUGCAGGACUUCAACACCAUGUUCACCAACUGCUACAUCUACAACAAGCCCACCGAUGACAUUGUGCUGAUGGCCCAAACCCUGGAGAAGAUUUUCCUGCAGAAGGUGGCCCAGAUGCCACCAGAAGAGCAGGAGAUCGUGGUGCCGGUGGCCAAGAACAGUCAUAAGAAGGGAGCGUCCCGGGCAGCAGCGCUCCUGGCGGGACUCACGGCUGCUCAGCAAGUGCCGGCUGUCUCCUCGGUGUCCCACACCGCGGUCUACACCCCAAGCCCUGACAUCCCCACCACCAUAGUCAACAUUCCCCACCCAUCCGUGAUUUCCGCUCCGCUCCUCAAGUCGUUGCACUCCACUGCCCCGGCCGUCCUGGCUGCGCCCGCUCCCACCCAGCCCGUGGCCAAGAAGAAGGGCGUGAAGCGGAAAGCGGACACCACCACCCCCACCACCACGGCCAUCAUCGCCACCAGCGGAGAGUCCUCGCCCUCCGCCACGCUCUUGGAGGCCAAGGCGGCCAAGAUCCCUGCGCGCCGGGAGAGCGGCCGCCCCAUCAAACCCCCCAAGAAGGAUUUACCGGAUUCGCAACAGCACCAGACAUCCAAGAAGGGUAAACUAUCGGAGCAGCUCAAGUACUGCAACGGGAUCCUCAAGGAGCUGCUCUCCAAGAAGCACGCAGCCUAUGCCUGGCCCUUCUACAAGCCCGUCGAUGCCUCGGCCCUGGGGCUGCACGACUACCACGAGAUCAUCAAGCACCCCAUGGACCUCAGCACCAUCAAGCGGAAGAUGGAGAACCGGGAUUACCACGACGCGCAGGAAUUCGCCGCCGACGUCCGGUUAAUGUUCUCCAACUGCUACAAAUACAACCCGCCUGACCACGACGUGGUGGCCAUGGCCCGCAAGCUGCAGGACGUCUUUGAGUUCAGCUACGCCAAGAUGCCGGAUGAGCCGCAGGACGCCAGCCCGCCCUCGGUGUCGGCCCCACUUACCGGCGCCCUCUCCAAAUCGUCCUCCGAGGAGUCCUCCAGCGACGAGGAUGAGGACGACGAGGACGAUGAAGACGACGACGAGGACGAGAGCAGCAGCGAGAGUUCAUCAGAGAGCGAGGAGAGUUCCGACUCGGAGGAGGAACGUGCCAAUCGCUUGGCCGAGCUGCAGGAGCAGCUGCGGGCCGUGCACGAGCAGCUGGCUGCCCUCUCACAGGGCCCCGUUUCCAAACCCAAAAAGAAGCGAGAAAAGAAAAAAAAGAAGAAAUCGGAGAAGCACAAAGGCCGGGGAGGCGACGAGGAAGCCCGGGCGCGCCAGGCCCAGCUCCGUAAAGCCAAGAAAGCCGGUGGUGGCGGCGGCGGGACCGGCGGAGGCGGCGGUUCCAAGAACUCGAAGAAAACGGCUAAAGCGACGUUGCCGCCGCCACCGGUGCUUUACGAUUCGGAGGAAGAGGAGGAGAGCAAACCCAUGACUUACGAUGAAAAACGUCAACUCAGUUUAGACAUCAACAAAUUACCGGGUGAAAAAUUGGGCCGGGUGGUGCACAUCAUCCAGUCGCGAGAACCUUCCCUGCGCGAUUCCAACCCCGAGGAGAUCGAGAUCGAUUUCGAGACCCUCAAACCUUCGACGCUGCGGGAGUUGGAGCGCUACGUUCUCUCCUGCCUGCGGAAGAAACCCCGUAAACCUUACAGCGAAACCAUGAAGAAGCCGGUGGGGAAGACGAAAGAGGAGCUGGCGCUGGAGAAGAAACGGGAGCUGGAGAAGCGGCUGCAGGAUGUCAGCGGCCAACUCAAUUCCACCAAAAAACCCCCUAAAAAGGCCAGCGAAAAACCGGAAUCGGCUCAGCAAGUGGCUGUAUCCCGCCUCAGCGCCUCCAGUUCCAGUUCGGAUUCCAGUAGUUCCAGUUCCAGUUCGUCAUCCUCGGACACCAGCGAUUCGGAUUCGGGUUAGAGGAAUCUCGCGUUUCUCCCCACGAUGGCGCGGCCGAGCCGGAACACGGGCGGCUUUGGAAAAAAGAGGUUCUGCGGGACCGGAUCCAGGUUGAAUCGGACUGAGGGGGGGGCCCUUCACCCGGCAGGCAGAGCCCCCCACCCCACCCGGGGCUGAUGGGGAGGGGUUGGGGGCAGGGAGGAGGAGGGGGGGGAGAGAGAAGAGGGGUGAGGGGGGGACCCCAAGUGUUUACAGGCCGGAGGCAUUGCAGGGGAAGGGGAGGAGAAAGGGGGGGGGCACUGGCUGCAGGGUUGGGCCCUCCCUCCUCCUCUUCCUCUUCCUCCUCCUUCCCCCCCCCCCCCCCCAACAGGUUUUACUGUUUGUUGUUUUAGGUUGGGGGGGGGGUCUUGCUUUUUUUUUUUUUUUUUUUUUUUUUUUCUUCCCUGACUUGUGGGAUUUUUUCCAAAAAGGGGAAAAAUUUGGGGGUUUUUUAAGAAAAAAAAAAAAAAAAAAAAAAAAAAAAAAGAGAGAGAGAAAAAAAAUCUUUUAAAAAAAGAAGGGGGGGGGGGGCAAAGCCCUGGGGCGGGGGAGUGGUUUGAGAGUCCCCAAUUGGGGUUUGCUGGGAGGGGGGGGGGGCUAGGACCCCUCCUUACCCACCCCCACCUCCGGGGGCAGCCGCCGCCCUCCCCUUCCCCUCGUCUGUGGAGGAUUUUUAAUUUAUUGAUGCCGCGUUGUGCUGGCGGGGGCCCUGGGGACGCGCCUUGUACAUAACAACCCCCCCCAACCACAUCCCCCCCCCCCCCCAGCAGACGAUCAGGGCAGCAUGUUCCCGCGCGGGGAAGGGGGGAGGGAGGGGCCGCCUGUUUUUUACGUUGACUGUAUAAUUUUUUUCUACUUGUUUUAUUUUGUUUUUUUGGGGGUUUUGUUUUACUUUUUCCUUCCCCCCCCCCCCCCCCCCCCCCCCCCUUAGACCCUUAGAGCCGUGUUUUCAUCUUAUUGUAUGUUUCGAACGUUUCGAUUCUUUAACAUGUAAAUAAAGAAAAUAUUAUUCGAGUUGA